Molecule: messenger RNA, 1983 nt
Organism: Naegleria fowleri
Lineage: Eukaryota; Heterolobosea; Eutetramitea; Acrasida; Naegleriidae
Exons: 1
Coding region: 1-1983 (660 amino acids)
Molecular function (GO): GTP binding; GTPase activity
Source: RefSeq, a predicted model, not a curated record
AUGACUCAAGCCAGAAGGCAUCAAGCCUUUAGCGCACAGCAAAAGAAACAACAACUUCAAGAUAAACGGAAAAAGAAGAAGGAAAAGGAGGAAAGGAAGGAUGAAAUGUAUGAUUGGUCCAAAUGGAAGGAAGUUAGUUAUAAUGACAAAGGAGAGAAUGAAGAUCAUGAUGUUGAUCAACAACAACAUGUUGCAACAAUGAACAUUCCGAAGGCGAAUCCUUUGGAAAGAAUGGGUGAAUCGUUUGAAGAAGAGCCUGAAAUGAAUGUUGAAGAUGAUGCUGGAAGCUCUGAUUCAUCUUCGGAAGAGGGAGACUCGACAUCAUCAGGAGACGAAACAACUGAUAAACAAGAUCGAGAAUAUACAUCCAUGGUCACAUCGGAAUAUAAGCUGAAAACUAAAUUUGCAAAAGAAAGUGAGGAUAUUAUACAGAAAAGAAAGAUGGAAAGCUUACGACCAUUGGAACCUUAUUUAAGCCGUCCACCAAAGUUCAAGUCACUCCAAGCCGAGGUGAAUGAAGGAUUUUCAAUGAUUCCUAUGCCAAUUCAGCCACCGAUUACUCCUGGCAUGACAAAAGAACAAGUCGAGCGGAUGGAAGAAAAUUACUUUAAGAAAUAUCUUAGUGAACAAAUUUAUGGAAAAUACAAGCAAGAGGAUUUGAAUUACUUUGAAGAGAACGUACAUGUUUGGAAGCAGCUGUGGAAAACCAUUGAAUUGUCAGAUAUUCUUUUUGUGGUUGCCGACAUUAGACAUCCACUUUUUCAUUUCCCUCCUUCUCUGUAUGAUUACAUCACCAACGUUUUAAAGAAACCUUUCAUGUUAGUGUUAAACAAGUGUGACUUGAUUUCACAGGAGAAACAACAACGAUGGGCCAAGUGGUUCAAAGACAACUAUCCAAACGUGCAAGUGUGCUUAUUUACAAGAGGAACCGGCUCAGGUAAAAAAACAAAAAGUAAGGAGGUCAAAUUGGAGGAGCUUAAAAUCGAAAAAGGUUAUGCGAAGAAUAUUUGGCGAGUUGCCAAGUCUCUAUACGAAUCUUUCCACAUUGAAAAGAACAAAAAAAGCAAGGAGGAGGAGCAAGAGAUUGUUGCUCAGCUUGUAAAGGAAGAUUUUGAUGGUUUGAUGGCUGAUUGUGACAAAGCUGAGCUACCCACUCCAAAACCAAAAUUGAAAAUGAAGAAAAAAUUAAGAAAAGAGCGAGAGGCCAGAAAAAUGGGAAAUAUUCCUGCUGAGGAGGAAGAAGCAUCAAGUGAGGAGGAAGAAAAAAGUGACGAGAGCGAACAACAAAUUGAUUUAGAUAAGAGAUAUGACGGAUGUGUGAUUGGCUUUGUUGGACAUCCCAACGUAGGAAAGUCAAGUAUUAUCAACGCACUCACAGGAAAAAAGGUUGUUUCGACAUCGUAUACUCCUGGUCACACCAAACAUAUCCAAACUCUCUAUUUGGAAACCAAGAAUAAGAUGAUUCAAUUUUGUGAUUGUCCAGGAUUGGUAUUUCCUGCCGUCGGUGUCUCCAAAGCUCUUCAAAUUUUAUGUGGAAUUUAUCCAAUUAGUCAAGUGAGAGAUCCAUACAGCGUUGUUCGAUUUUUGGCUGAGAGAAUUGAUCUAGUGAGGCUUCUCAAACUGCAACAAGAUGAAUAUGACGCUGAAAAUAACAUUCCAUGGUCUGCAUGGACGUUAUCAGAGGCAUAUGCUCGAAAGAGAGGAUACAUGACAAAGAAAAAUGCACGACCUGAUGUGUACAGAGCUGCUAAUGAACUCUUACGUCGUGUCUUAAAAGGUGAUGAUCCAGCCUUAAUAUUAGCGUUUGAUCCCCCAGGAACAGAGAUUUCUAAAAACCAACAAGAUAGUAAUGCCUCAGCAAAUUCAUCCUCUGAUGGACAGACCAAUCAAAAAAAGAAGCAAAAGAAGAAGAAAAAUGAUGUAGAUUAUAUCAAAGAAUUGGAAAGAGACACAAUGAAUCUUUCUCUCGAUGAUGAACAGUAG